Molecule: messenger RNA, 1575 nt
Organism: Acaulospora morrowiae
Lineage: Eukaryota; Fungi; Glomeromycota; Glomeromycetes; Diversisporales; Acaulosporaceae
Source: the annotation of a GenBank genome assembly
AUGACAAUUAAUCUAUUGGAAAUCUUAUCCAAAGAUUAUAGGACUCUUUUGGAAACUGGUGACUUUGCGGAUAUUAUUAUCAAGGUCAACGACGAAACAUUGUUACAAGCUCACUCGCUCGUUUUGAAAGCUCGGUCUUCAUAUUUUCGCGCAAAACUUGCCACGGGUUGUUCAAAUGAGGAUAUAGAACAUGGGAAGCAAAAACUAAGGGUCGUCUCGUUUAACAAACCAAACAUCUCUCCGAAAUUAUUCAGCGUGCUCCUCAUGUACAUAUACUUCGGAACAAUCGAGCUUUCCCAAUACAAUGUAUCGGAAGUUAUCUAUCUUUUGUGUGGAGCUCGCGAAUUAUGUCUCAAUGAGCUAUGUGACUAUAUUCAGGACUACUUUAUUAACCAAAAAGAACUCGUUAAAAGACAUUUCUUUUUUGUAGCCAGGGCUUCAUACAAUCAUUUCGAGAAACUGUCGACAUUUUGUAACAAUAUCCUCAGAGAAGAUCCUGAGACUUUUAUCAAUUCUCAGGAUUUCAUGAUGUUCAAAAAAAAGGAGCUACUCUCGUUUUACAAGAAUCAUCCUAGUAACAUCAGGGAAAUCGUUUUGUGGGAAAAACUCGUCGAGUGGGGAGUUUCUCAAUUCCCCCCCUUGACGCUUGAUAUUACUACGUGGACCAAUGAUGAUUAUAAUUCUCUUAGGGAGUUGAUGGAUUCGUUCAUUCAAUGCAUCGACUUCCAAAAGGUCUCUCGUAGUGAAUUUCUGCAAAAAGUAAGACCAUUCAAGAAACUAUUUGAGGAUAGUUUCUACAUUGAGAUCUUGGAACAUCAUACCUUCCCGGAGCUCUCUGAUUCACCAACAUUGGAGUUAACCACUCCGCCCAGCAGCAGUUCCACAAACACUCCCACAGAAUCUUCAUCCACCUCGCCAGUCCAACACCAAUCACAACCCGCUCUGCGAUCUCAACCACAAUUCAUCUCGGAGCCACCAUUACAACCCCAAUUCACUUCGCAACCGCAACCACAGCCACGACCGCAAAUUUCCACGGGCAACGGAUUGUUGAACAAAGUUUAUGCAAAGUUAAUCGUUCAGUGGAUUAACGAAACAAUGAUGUUAAGUAAGGCCACUAAUUAUAAUUUCCGUCUUUUAAUUCGAGGCUCAAAUCAUGGGUUUUCAUCAAAAGCGUUUCACGAUAGAUGUGACAUGAAGGGUUCAACACUGACCCUCAUCAAUAUUUCAAAGACCGAUGAAAUCAUCGGUGGGUUCAAUCCUUUGAAUUGGGUGUUAGACCGAUCCAAAGGUGUCUAUCAGAAGACGAAAAAUAGUUUCAUAUUUUCCUUGAACAAGACGGAUAUGGACAAGUCCAUUUAUAGUAGAGUGGUUGAUGAGGCACACGCUGUCUAUUCACACAUCGAUUUUGGCCCUUGCUUUGGGGCUAAGAAGUAUGAUCUAAAGUUGUAUGGAAAGUUCGAUGACGGAAAUGGAAAUUGUUGCAACAAGAAAAGUUAUGCGAAGGGGAUUAGAAGUAGUGGCGAAAGUUUUAAAGUGAAAGAGUAUGAGGUUUACCAGGUGGUUAAGGUCCCUUGA